Messenger RNA from Entrophospora sp. SA101, 1647 nucleotides. The record is from the annotation of a GenBank genome assembly. NCBI's taxonomy places the organism in Eukaryota, Fungi, Glomeromycota, Glomeromycetes, Entrophosporales, Entrophosporaceae.
AUGUUUGUUUUCAGUUUAACCAAAUCCUUCAAACGUUUGCCUACUGGUAGUAGUUGUAUCUCAAAUACGCUGGGUAAUGGCUGUGUUGCUCGUUAUACAAUGCAAGUUAAUCGUGAAAAGAUCUUUUUCAAUCGGAAACGAGAACUUGUUAAAUUUAAAGAAGCAUUUAGUUCCGAUCCACAACUUCAUGUUGUUCUAGGUCCUCCUAGUAGUGGGAAAACCGCAUUGGUCCGCGAAGUAACGAGUAAAGGUAAUUUCAACCCUCUUUUUAUCGACUGCCGUAAAGGACAAUUUAACACACCAAAGACAAUUUAUGAUUCAAUUUCUUCGCAAUUCCAACCAUUUUUCAAAACACAUACGAAAUACUUGACAAAAAUGCUUCAACAAGGGGAAAUCAGUGCUGUGAUGGAUGAUUUACAGUUAAAAUUUAAACCAUUUAAUGAGAAUGAGAAAGAUAUUACUUCUGAUGAUGUCAUAAAGUUGCUUGAUAAUAUUGCAAGUGCCCUUCCGAAAUGGACCUGUUGGGAUGGUUAUAACAUACCUCCACCCAUUUUGAUCAUUGAUGAAGCAAACAAGUUUAGCCAUCUUGGGGGUUCAAAAGAUGGAGAAGUUCUUCUCGAAUCAAUUCUGGACUGGCUUGUGGUGAAUACAAAACAGGAAAACCGCUUCCACGCUGUACUUACCUCUUCCGAUUCAUUCUUUCUUAACUGGAUUGUAAAUUUUUUGCAUGUCCCACAUGUUGCCCCAUAUGUUGUUGGAGAUUUGAGUAGGAAAGAAGCUGAAGAGUAUUUUGAAAUGCAUAUUCUUCCUCGACAUGAAUGUGAAGAACUCAGAGGUAAAUUUGACCGGGUCUGCAAAAUAACAGGUACACGAAUGCUCAUUAUUGAUAAGUUUGUCAAUGAAUACAAAAUUUACAGAGGAAAGCUUGAAGAUAGUGAAUUUUCGAUUUUUAGACUAGAAGAUGAUAAGUUGAAGCGUGGUCUUUAUCCUAAAAGCUUGAAAUUUUCAAAUAAGCCUUCUCCACCAGCCUGGAAUGAUCGUCAUUUAAUCAAAACUAUGGAAGCAAUAGUGAAAGCAGAGGAUCAAGGAUUCAUUUUAGAAGAAGAUUUGAUUAAAGCAAUCGGUGAUGAACAAGUCUAUUCACUUGUAGAUUAUAAUUAUCUACAUCGUAGACCAACCAAUCAAUAUGCCAAUGACAUUAUUGACCCACCAGAUGAAGUAAACUCAGAAGCUUUAGAUAGUCAUAUUGUAGAAACUGUUCAAGAUAAUUUUGAAGAAGAAUCAUCACAACUGGAACAUCUAAUUGACAAAUUACCAUUUGACGAUCCUAUUAUGGCAAUUGAUUAUAUUACGAUUGACAAUGAAGUGGUUGAAGAAGAAACAGUAAUGGAAGAUGAAGAAAUCAUAGCUACAGUCACAUUGACAUCUAACAAUGACAACUCAUCACAUACCAACAAUAAUUCCACCUCAACUAAUGGUGGUGGUGGUUUUGUACCAAGUAUAAUCGCAGAAAUAGCAUCUUUGGUUGUUAUAAUUUCAGGAAUACUUGUAGCUUUUUUUUAUAUUUUAAAACGUAGAAAAUCUAAGGCUGGAAAGAUUAUUGAAAUGCCAAGUAGUUCUGACUAUAAUAAACUGAGAAAUUAUUGA